Dromiciops gliroides (monito del monte) is the source of this 3343-nucleotide messenger RNA. It is a transcript of the gene ABI1, whose product is annotated as abl interactor 1. The transcript has 12 exons. The coding region runs from base 187 to 1713 and encodes 508 amino acids. The record is from RefSeq and is a predicted model, not a curated record. Gene Ontology annotation, cellular component: intracellular anatomical structure; lamellipodium. Gene Ontology annotation, molecular function: cadherin binding; SH3 domain binding. Lineage: Eukaryota; Metazoa; Chordata; Mammalia; Microbiotheria; Microbiotheriidae.
CGGCGGGUGGGGGUGAGGAGGAGGAAGAGGAGGAGGUGAUGUCCCACAAUACCAGGCGGGAGGGCGGGUAGGCGGCUUGUAUCCGGGCUGUGAGGCUCGGAGGCUCUGAGGCUCGGGCACCGCCGCUUCGCUGCCGCCGCUCGCUGUCUCUGGAAGGGGAGAGGAAGCGAUGCGGAGGGGUGGAAAAUGGCAGAGCUGCAGAUGCUCCUAGAGGAAGAGAUCCCGUCCGGCAAGAGGGCGCUGAUCGAGAGUUACCAGAACCUGACCCGGGUGGCGGACUACUGUGAGAACAACUACAUACAGGCUCCAGACAAAAGGAAAGCGCUAGAAGAGACCAAAGCCUACACCACCCAGUCCUUAGCUAGUGUUGCUUAUCAGAUAAAUGCAUUGGCCAACAAUGUGCUCCAGCUACUGGACAUCCAAGCUUCUCAGCUUAGGAGAAUGGAGUCUUCCAUCAACCAUAUUUCCCAGACUGUGGACAUUCAUAAAGAAAAAGUGGCUCGGAGAGAGAUAGGCAUUUUGACAACAAAUAAGAAUACAUCCAGAACUCACAAAAUAAUAGCACCUGCAAAUAUGGAACGUCCUGUAAGGUACAUUCGAAAACCUAUAGACUAUACAGUACUGGAUGAUGUGGGCCAUGGUGUCAAGUGGCUAAAAGCCAAGCAUGGAAAUAACCAGCCUGCAAGAACUGGCACACUGUCGAGAACAAAUCCACCUACACAGAAACCGCCAAGCCCUCCCAUGUCAGGCCGGGGAACAUUGGGGCGGAAUACUCCUUACAAAACCCUGGAACCUGUUAAACCCCCAACAGUUCCCAAUGAUUAUAUGACAAGUCCAGCCAGACUUGGAAGUCAGCAUAGUCCUGGAAGGACAGCAUCUUUAAAUCAGAGACCAAGAACACACAGUGGUAGUAGUGGAGGAAGUGGAAGUCGAGAAAAUAGCGGAAGCAGCAGUAUUGGCAUUCCCAUUGCCGUGCCUACACCUUCGCCACCAACUAUUGGACCAGCACAAAUUUCUGUCCCUCCUCUCUCUGGAGCUCCUCCUGCACCACCACUUCCUCCACCUCUCCUGACGGGCAGUAUGAUAGUGGCCCCGAGUUCAGCUCCUGGUUCCCAGUAUGGCACAAUGACCAGGCAGAUUUCUCGACACAACUCUACUACUUCUUCGGCAUCUUCGGGUGGAUACAGACGAACUCCCUCUGUGACUGCUCAAUUUUCUGCUCAACCUCAUGUUAAUGGCGGUCCUCUUUAUUCUCAAAAUUCAAUUUCUAUUGCUCCACCCCCUCCCCCUAUGCCUCAGUUGACUCCACAGAUACCUCUCACAGGCUUCGUGGCCAGGGUGCAGGAAAACAUUGCUGAUAGCCCUACACCGCCACCUCCUCCUCCACCAGAUGAGAUUCCUCUGUUUGAUGACUCCCCUCCUCCACCGCCACCACCGCCAGUUGAUUACGAAGAUGAGGAGGCCUCGAUCGUUCAGUAUAGUGAUCCAUAUGCAGACGGAGAUCCUGCCUGGGCCCCUAAGAGCUACAUCGAGAAAGUUGUUGCUAUAUAUGAUUAUACAAAGGACAAGGAUGAUGAGCUAUCUUUUAUGGAGGGUGCAAUCAUUUACGUUAUAAAGAAGAAUGAUGACGGAUGGUAUGAAGGAGUCUGCAAUCGAGUGACUGGCUUGUUCCCUGGAAAUUACGUUGAAUCAAUCAUGCACUAUACUGAUUAAAAUUUUUUGCUUUUGAAGUGGGAUCUUGUAUUCAAUCAUACUGUGGGACAACUAUAAUGGUGAACAGAUCUGUCUUACUGUUUUAAAAUGUGCCCAUAUUUUCAGGACAUGCUGUUUAUCAGUAUGAUCGAAUGUCCAUCCAUGAGCAUAACUUUUGGGAGACAGUUUAUGUAUUGCUGAUGAGCAUUUUGUACAAAUAACUGUCUAUAACAGGUUAUGCUUAUGUAUUUGCUUAUGCAUUCUUAAUUUUAUGGCCAGCCUAAAUAUUCUGGGGAAGUAGGGUUUAGUAUUUAAUGAAUCAUGAUUCCAGUUGUGCCAUUACGUUUUUCAGUGCAGCAUGGUAACUAACACUACGUUAGACUAACAAAAGUUUAAUGCUAGUGCUGGUCAUACUUUUGUUUAGUUUCUUGCUCAUUUUUGAACUAUACUAUUUGUUUAAAGCAUGCAUACAAACUUAUGUAUUGAAAUAUACUUUAAAAAAAAUCCAAGAUGCUUCCAAUUUGUUGUAAUCUUUACUUAGAGUACUCACACAAAAAUUUCUUAAAUUGUUGAGUCUCUAAGGUAUCCAUGUGAAACAAAACUGGGUGGUCUUCUGUAUGUUGUAAUUUGUACCUAAGUUUUUUUAAAUGAGUGAAUUUGCAUUUUCACUUUUUCCAUUCAUAAAUACAUAAGUGAACCAAAGGUCUUGUCCUUUCCUUCAUUGGUUUGCUUUUUAAAAAAUAAAAAUAUGGAUUUAUUGCAGAAUAAUGCUUCUAUUUUCUCAGCACAUUCUCCAUAAACAAAAAAUUGGUGUAAGCCUUAUAUUAACUUGCCCUGACUUAGAAGAAAGUGAUUUAUUUUGGACAUUUAAAAUAUAAAUUCCUUUUCUAAAAUUUUCUUUCAAAGCUAAGAUGUUGUAUAAAAGGGAUCAGAUUAUUGUAAUUAAAAUUUACACAAGAUUGUCUAAUUAUGGGGGUCCAAUUUACUGCCAUACCAUUCCAUGAGUUUUACAGCUGCCUUUUUUCAGGUACUAUUGAUCAAAUGCUGGUUCAGUAUAAGGAAAUUGGAACACCAUUUACAGAUAACUUUUGUAAGAGUGGAUGCUGUAGACUUUUGUACUGGCUCUAUCAAAUCCAUUAUCUGGCUGUGGCAAACCAAAAGAAGAGCAAGUAGGGAAGACAAUAGUUACUAUGUUAAUUGUGAAAAUAGGGACCAUUCCCAAACUGGAGACUUCAUUUGUCAUUAAAAGUAUCACAUGCACUUUGUGUGUCUCCUCUCGAUUUAAGGAAGGGCUUUUGGUCAGAUCUUCAGAGGUGACGUUUCUGUUCUUUCUUGUCUUGUCCAACUCUGUGUUACUUAGGCUAUCUAAAGUAGAACACGCUAAUGUGGGUGUCUGUGCAUUGAGGGCUUGUUUGGAUUUCAAAGUUUAGUCACUUGUAUCAGGUAUUGCAGAUUUUGGCAGUGAAUGAAAAAGAUCAGUAUAAAACAUUCAUUUUGAAAAUUAGAUAAACACCUUUUAUUUCAUCCUAGGUCAAUGUGACUGCUUUAUUCCUUUGUUUAUUGUAAACAUGAUUUCAAUAUCAUUAGUGAUCAAAUAACUUUCAUUUUGUUGUUAUCAAUUGGAAAGUUUUCUUAAUUUGUAUAUAACCUA